This is a messenger RNA of Porites lobata, 9108 nucleotides long. The record is from the annotation of a GenBank genome assembly. NCBI's taxonomy places the organism in Eukaryota, Metazoa, Cnidaria, Anthozoa, Scleractinia, Poritidae.
AUGUCUUGGGUAAAGGAGAAGAAAGCCCCAGUAAAUCUUGAUGAGUUUGAAGACAUUGAUGAGGAUGCUUUAGUUGAAGCUCUUUCUCCAGAAGAAUUAGCAGAUCUAAAUGCGGCCAUUGAUCCCGAGGUAAGAGUCAUGAUCGAGGUUAUCUUGUUUUGGGAAUGAUUUGACAUCGAUCUACUGUCAGAGCCUAUCCGUGUUACACCAAACAUCCAACGAAUAUUUAAGUUAAUGACAAUUGUUUUCUAUCGUAUUCGUUGUUGUACAGUGAAUCGCACAGUUAUACUUCUAUGUAGGGUAUUUUAUUUGUGCCUACAGGUCUGUGAAUCCAGGUCAUUCUUUGUCCUCGAUCGCUCCUGUGAUUCGUGCUGAGCGAUUCUUCCAUAAUUUUUCAUAAGCUCACCAGCUCAAGCUGAAUUACUGCUGCACUAGUAUUUCAAAUUACCUAUCAUACUACUUAAUCGCAAAAUCUCCUUACUUUUCAAGAGUUUUUCUCUUUAAUGUGUGAAAUUCAGCUCGAAAACUCACUCAGCACUGCUAAGGAAUCUUUUUUGUAUCAAGUUGUUGUGAUAUUUUGCUGGUUGGUUUUAUUUGUUUUGCAUAUGCCUUUUCGAAGAGGAAACACAGCAAUUUUUGGCUGUAAAACAACUGGAACUGGAAAUGACAUUUACAAAAGACUGUCAUUCCAUAAAGAAGAAUUUGAGUGACCACUGGUUAUGACCAUAAAUUCCAACAUGUUUGUUUCUCACUGAUUUUCUAUCGUCUGAGCUCUGUCAAAUACGUAUACAUCAAGAACAACCUCAUUUUGUUUCAUUGUAUGCUUAUCUGGUGUUUAAGCAGAGAUAAAAUCACCUAAGAUAAUGCAUUCAACAAAUGAGGAUUUGUUAUUGAUUCAGAACAUUACAGCAAUACGCCAGUUUGCAAGGCCUAGAUGUAGCUGAGAAAAUGCUGUACAGGCUCAUUGAUUAGACCAGGUAGAUGUAGAUUAAGACUGCCAUGCAUCUUCAAAAUGACUCUUAAGCCUCUAUUCCAAAAUAUCUGAUGUUGGGAGGCUGGGAUUCCCCCUGAAAUUUGAAAAAAUUUAUAUAUAUAGUUAGGAGUCUGGUCAUUAAUUAAUUCCCUUGAGUCUAAGCUUGAUGGAACCUAUAACCAGAUGUAGAGAGCUAUACUUCACAUCUCUUGGAGACAACAUCCAACCAAACUGCAGCUUCAUGGACCCAUCCUUGACAUUUCUACAAUCUUACGUGAACGAAGAAUGCACUUUGCAGGUCACUGCUGGUGAGCAAAACAAGAACUCGCAGGCGAUCUUUGCUGUGGUCACCUAACUAUGGUAAAAGGAGGGUUGGUCACCCUACAAUCAACUACAUCGACCAACUCUGUAGAGACACAGAAUGCCUUCCAAACGACCUCCCUGCUUUGUUGCAGGACCGAGAUGGAUGGCUUCAUAGGCUCAUGAAUGCCUGAGCUAGCUUACAUGUAGGCUCGAAUCCUGUAACCUUUUACUGAUUUAAGGGACAACUAAAAGAUAUUCACUGACAUUUCAAAUCAAAGUAUCUCUACCAGCACUGUUUAAGCUCAAAAUUGAUUAAUACCAUACAUGUAACUUUAAGUUGGAAAACAAAUGGCAGACAAGACACAAUAUUCCAGACUGAAUUUCUUCAGCUCAUAAUUAGUAAGGUAACCUGCAACUAUUGAAGCAUUUUCCAAACAGAGUCCAGCAUGUUUUAACACAUUUUGUUGAAGUUUAUUGUAUUAAAUUAUUUAUGUGCCCCAAAACUCUAAUCAACAAUGGUUGAUUUCUGACAAUAAUCCGAUUAAGUUUGUCAAAGUUUAGCAAACAUAUCAUGUUACGGUAUGAUAUAAAAGCAAAAAUUAAUUUCUGAAGUACAGUCAUAAUAAUUGCUGCACAUAUACACACAAUAAUUAUUAGCUUAUAUUUUCCUCGUGUCAAACUAACCUUGAGAUUUGUGCCAUAUUUUCAAGUCUCUUAAUAGUCUAAGAAUAAAAGUGUUAAAUGAAUAAAAAAAAUACCAGUAAUUUCUGUGCAAUAGCUAGUUUGACAAUAUUUUUCUGUUGUUCAAAUGGUAAAGGUUAUUUGUAGAACUUCUGUGAUUGUCCUUUGAAAGAGAAAUAUGUAAAUAUAUUAUAAUUUUCAAUUUCAGAAUGCUCUGCUUCCAGUCAGUGAACGUCAAGCAAAUCAAACAGACAAGCAAAAUACGGGUCCUUUUAACAGACAACAUUUGCUAGAUCACUUGGAGGAACAGGCUAAGAAUGAGAAGGAACGUGAAGAUUAUGUGCCUUACAAGAAAGAAAAACGAGGAAAGGUAUGGCGGCCUAAGGACCAGCCCAGCCGAAAGGAUCCUGAACCCAUGUUACCUGAUGACCUGAGUGAGGUGUUGGAUAAUGCCACGGAAGAGGAGAUGAUGGAACUUGCAGGUAGUAUACCAUUUUCUAAUCUUGUUGGUGAUUGUUCCAAUGGCCAUUUGAUAUAAUUUAACAGUUGUUUUACACAAAUGAACCUUUCAGCAAUUCUUGGAGUACAUGGAAUGCUGACCCAAAACCAGAGUCACUGGGCAGAAAAGACGGAUGCUGGAAAAGCACUCAGGGGUAGUGGCUUAAAGAAGUACAAACCUGGUGUGUAGAUAUUAAAUUUAACUUACGAGAAACAAGAUUUGUUUUAUAUGUAGAAUUAGGUAUAUAUAAUACAAUUAGAAUGCCUUGCACUAAUUUUAUUCUAAGGUUCUUGCUUUUCUGGCUUUGUGUAUUGGACUGUAAAAAUGUAAAACACUCUCACUCAAAUAGCUUUACUCUUUUCACAUAAAGUGGAAUGAUCAUGUGUCUCCUGUGCUUUUGAAAGUACUAAAAUUCUUGAUCUAAGCAGGAAUACAGGCCUUGUUUAGAUCAAGAGUACUUGCCUGGCAAGAAAAUCUAGUUGUAUUGGAUCACUAGACGGGACUUUUUUCGAGCGUUGUGAUUAAUCUUUUUAUUGACUUUCCAGGUGUUGUGAAAGCAGCAAAGGUUAAAAAGCCAGAUCUGACAGCAGUAAAUGAGUUGAAUCUCAACAAAGCUAUGGAUCAACUGAAGAGCAAUGAUCCUAAACUCAAAAAUUUAAACCUAAACAACCAUCAAGAAGUUACAGUAGGAGUGCUUGAAGAUGUAGCAAAAGCACUAAAAAGUAACACCAAUCUUAAACAUCUUCAACUGGCAAAUACACGGAUGACAGACAAGACAGCCAAGGUGCUUGAAUAUUACUUUUUACUUACAAAUUCUAUCUGGUAACUUUGAUUCACACCAGUAGCGGCCAUUUUUUACAUAAAACUGGGUUAAUUUUGGCAAAUUUAGUUUAGCAUCCGAAUCCACAGGCUUAAAGAUAUAAGCUACGUCAUCAAAAAAUUUAAUAGGCCAGUUGCACUAAGAGGUCACGUGACCAAUGCUUCCUUUAAACGAUGAGGUGGAAUCUUGCUGAUGCCAAAAAUUGACAGAGCAGUAAAAAUGCAUUUAAGGGAGAUAUUUUAUGGCACUUUGAUUUUUCAACAAAGCAGUAUGAUUUGUAUUGGCCGCCAUGUGGGAGGGCAUACUCUUGCCCUCCAACAUGGCGGCCAAAACUACUUUUUGCUUCUAUCUUGUUAAACGUUUGAUAGUUACGCUCAGAUGUGCUGUAAACGUUACCACAUCAUCUUUUCAACAUCUUCCUUGAGCUUUAAGUGCAAAAUUUGUGUUCUGAAAGAUGUAAUUCCUAAUUUUAAAAAUCACAUUUUGGUCACGUGACCAGCUACGAACUUACUCAUUUUAAGAAAAUGGUUCGGGUUUGACAAACCAAAUCACCAUUAUUUUGCUUAAGAUAUGACCCACUAAUCGUUUUUCGAAGGCAAAAUCAUAUAACUUUCAUUUUCAUAAAAACGAUGUCACAUGACCUCUUAGUGCAAAUUUAUGUAUAUAAACUGUGAUACAACAACAAGUUUGAUACAAUAUUUGUGGUUGUAUCAAAGCAUUAAAAUCAGUUUGCACUGAACCAUUUAACUCUCAAGACAUCAUUGCUGUCUCUUUUGUACUGGUUCAAACUUAGUAGUUUGAGCUGUAUGAUAAGAAUAAGCUUUUAAGUAUGAAAGCUUUGCAGUGUACUGUGUGACAAGACAUCAAAACCAUUGACAGCACUCAUGUGAUAUUGUUUUCUCCUUUAUAUUUUCCCAAAAAUCCAAUCCGAUUUGUUUUGCUUUGUUUGUUUGGUUUUUUUUACUGUAAAAUAUUGAAGAUUUUUUUUCUGCCCUAAAUUAUCUAGUUGUUUGCUGAUGCUGUAAAUAAAAACAAAACCCUAGAGAGCAUUAACUUGGAAUCCAAUUUUCUAACUGGUGAAGGAAUAAUGGUAUGUAUAUCACUAUGUCUGAUUAUGGUAUAGUCAUUCAUAGGCAUCAAGUGUUUGACAUCUUGGUGAUCAGUGCAAAUCUGAAAUUUUUUUCUCCUGGAUCCUAACACGUUAUGAUAUGAUGCUAAAUUCGCACUUGCCCGUGGGUAGCAAAGGUACUGGAGCUUUUACUGGGCUCAACUGAUUGACAUUAGCAUAACUCUAUCCACUACCCUAACAUACUACACCUGAUGAUUCUAGUCUGAAAAGAUCUGGGAUAUUUCAAAAAGUUGGGGUUAAAGGUUUUUUUCAUAGUGGAAAGUCAUUCACUCAAGUCUUUCAAAUAUUUAGAAACAAAUAAUCCAAACAGAGCAUAACAGGAUUAACCCCGGCAGGAGGUAAACAGUUGGCUAUUAACAAACGUGGCCGAGGAUUUGAACUUGGGACGAUCGAGAACAAAUCCAGUCAGUAGCCAGAGCAGGACUCGAACCCAGGAGUGCCAAAUUGCCAGUGUAAUGCACUGGUCACUUGGCCCUGCUGGUUCAAUUUUUUCUUUGACUCAAAUUACCCUACUGGCAAGCAGCAAGGAUCUGAAGGCUGUAUUUGCAGGCUAAAAUUCUAUAAUCCUUUGUUUUUGGGUUUGAAAUUGAAUGUUGAUGAGUUUGGAACAGAGGAAAAUAAAACUUGAGUGAAGGAUAAAAUUGAACUGCAACAUAUGUAUAUUGAAUUUUAUCUCUCUUGCAACGCCCAACAACCACUCUCCUCCCAUUCCCACUUUUAGACCACUCCUCAGUUAAGAAAUAAUAAUUCUUUCUUAACUAAGGAGUGGUCUAAUAAUUAUUAUUUAUUAAAGUUUUCGUGCUUUAUUGCAACACCUUGACUGUAGUUUUUUUGUGUACCAGGCAAUCAUGAAUGUCCUAGAAACCAAUACCAACUUAAAGGCUGUACGGCUUACCAACCAGGUGGGUAAUGAUGAUUGUUUGACACUAUAUUCUUAUUUAACCUACAGCUUUUAGCUGCAAUUUCCAAGUGCUUUUUUGGAAACUCUUGGACAAAACUGCUGAAAUCCAACAGAAAUCAUGAUCAAUUUUGUCGCAGCACAAAAAAGCUGGACUCUCACUAAUCUGGACUCUCUCCAGCGAUUGACAUCCUGAUUUAAUUACUAGCUGCUGGAAUCUCAUUUCUAUGCUGAAAACAAUGUGCCGGAAUUUUUGUUUUCUCUUUGGAAGGGAUGUAACUUUUAGUCUUAUUUUUUUCCCUUUGUUACCUAUCCAGUAGCAUUUCUAUGCUCUAACUUAGUUUGUUAGCUGGGUCAUGACUUCCAUACCUCAACUUUUUGAUGAAAUAAGGGAAAGGAAUAUUCUUUAAUGCAAACAAUAUCAAUAUUAUUUGGUUUACAUGUUAUGUACCACAUGUAUGAAUGCAAAAUCAUUUUCACCCAGUUAAAUAAUAUUGAACUAUGCUAGCAACAGAUCUUUAGUACUGCAUUGCCAUUCAGGUUUUUUGGCAUGUUUUUAGAGCAUAGCAUAAUCAUGGCAAUGGUAUAGAGCGAGACACAUUAAGUGCACAACUUCAUGGAAAAUAAAUGUUUCUAUCCAAAAGUAAGCAAUCAAAGUGACUGGCAAGACUAGAGUUUGAUUUACCAAGUCUGCAAUCAGGCUGGAUAUUGUACAUUGACCGGCAGUUAUUUUCAGUCCUGGAAUAAAACCGUUUUAUUGUUAUUUGCAGAGUGCCAUCAUAGGUAGCCAGGUAGAACAGAAAAUUGUCAAUUCUCUGGAAAAGAACAAAACUCUUUUGAGUUUUGGAAUGAGCUUUGACACCCAGGGACCUAGAAUCCGAGCUGCAGAACUGAUGGUGCGAAACAAUGAUGCAAGUAAGUUAUAAUACCUUCAUGAGUGUCUUUACCCAGGGAUGUCCGUAAGAGCUAAGGGCCCAUUUUUUUCGAAAGAUGGUCAAGUUUAACCCAGGAUUAAGCCAAAUUUCAAGCAAGAACGUGUAACUCGAGCUUACAAAAUACUGUUGUGCCUUUCGGGGAAAAGAAGUGAUAGCACAAAAUGUUCCUCUAAACAAUGCACAGGAGGGUAAAUACAAAAAGUGGAAGAAAAUUUUAAUCCUGGAUUAGCGCUAAUCGGCCUUUCAGGAACCGGGCCCAGGGUUUUCAGUAGCAUUCAGAAGUACUAGAUGCAGAGGUUCAGCUGGCAGACUUGCAGUAUUUGUGUCACAGGCGUGAAUGUUGAUUGCUGGAGGCGCAAACUUCUAGGGGGGUUGGGGGCAUGCUCCCCUGAGAAGUUUUUAAAAUUAUUGGACUCUCUAAUAUGCAAUUUCCUGCAUUCCCUGGACUGAAAUUGGUUAACCGGGAAGGUCUUUUAAAGGCUUUUAAAAGCUCACAAAAAAGGAAAUAUUUGAUUUGGCAAUAUUAUAAUAUUAUUAUCAGUUUGGGGUUGUUGCAGUUUUGAGUUAAUUCCAAAACAAAUUCCAAUCAUAAGGAGUGUAUGAAUCCCGGAUGACAGAUGGUUUUCAGAUAGUAAUUUAAAUGUCCAGUCGAUUUGUUACAUUGACUUAUCAGAAAAAUCAGCUUACUGAAGCUCUAUCGGUGAAAAUAUUGGUGAUGCUUUUGGGGCGAUCUCUAGAGAGAAAUGCUUUCCACACUUUAAAAAAUAAUUGUUUUGUGUGUGAACCACAUAACAUUACAUUUCAAACAACCAGAUGUUGGGUCCUGUGUCUGGCCUGAAACAAAACCCCUGAGAGCUGGAUGCGGGCUUAUUUCACCAGCUGAAAAAGAGCUGACCACCAGCUCAAAUUGCUCUGAAAAAAAAAGACAUGGAAUAAUUUUGAAGGUGCAGUUGAGUAAAAUAGCCAGCUUGACUGACAAAAAAGCCUGCUCAGCUUUUCCUUAAUUACAUUCCUCUACACCUUUGAAUGAGAGUGGGUAGUCAGGAAUGUUGAGAUCAUUAUUGUGCAAAAAAUCCACUAGCCAUAAAUCUGGCGAAGAUUUUCAUGGUGGUUUUUGCUAUCGAGUUAGUGAAUUCUAUUCUUAACUUACCCGACGGGCAAUUGAGUUUUUUGGGGAAUUCAAAUUACAAAAGACUUGUAAUCAACCCUGCUCCACAAAUUUUUUUAGGCGUGUUGAAAUGACUUUCAGGCUUACUGAAGUACAUGCUAGCUACAACUUGCCUGAGUGGCAAGCUGUAAACUAGACUUUCUCUGCAACCUGCUUACAUGCCCUAUGAACGCCUGUUAUGCUGAUUCACAAGAUGUACAGUUCAAUGUCCACUAUGUUUCCUCUAUCAUUUAAUUUAAUUUUGAGCAAAGGGUAUUCUUUCUGAUUCUUUCUCCCGUACAAAUCCUUAUGUUUUAAAUGUUACGCAACUGUACUGACAGUCAUAUUUUGAGCUUGGACCACUUGUGAAAUGUAAAGCUGUUUACUGUGACAAGGUGCACCCACUAUUUGGAUUACACUCAAUAUCAGUUCAAGUAGCACCACUGCAUUUGAAAUCCUGUGAAUUCUUUUUAAACCUACUUUUUUAUUUUUGGAUGCUCCAAGGUGACUGCCCCUAAUUCAAAAUAGCAGUAAAAAGGUUAUUUAAUUUUAUCCCAAGUUUAGUGAUGAGUUACUUUUGACUAAGUGCACCCAGAAGUGAAAGUGUUGAUUUUUUUUGUUGCAGAACGACUGGAACGAGUUGAGAAUGGUGAUGUUGAUGAUGAAGAUGAGGAAGAAGAAGAUGAUGAGUAACUGAAAUAAGCUAUCGCGGUUCUUUUUUUGUUUGAAAAUGGCAAAGAAAGGUUGGUUUCUCUUUAGGAAUUAAUAAAACCUUUCACAGUUAAGCACAAACUCUGCUUUGUCAAAUGUGACGGUGCUUAGACUUUGCCGUUCUCGUCCUCAUGUGAUAAUCUAUAAUGUACACUGUAUCGGAAAUCAUAUCAGGGGAGAGGCUUUGAGAGAACAUACUUAGUAAUAGUUAGUAAUUUUGUCCUUGGUAGAUAUAACAACAGUUGAAUUUGUUUUAUUGCUAAUGUAACAGAUUUUUCACCUUCUUCGCUUUAAAAUCCUAGCUUUUGCUUUGCAAACCAAUUUUGUAACACAAGCUGAAUUCACUUAAAUUCACAAAUCCGUACAACAGUCCUUGUUUGUGGAAGGAGAACAGCAAGCUGUCGUUUUAAACAACUUAAGGCAAUCAAUAUAUUUUUUACCUGUGUAAGUUAGAAGAUAGCUUGCACUUUCUUCAUAAAUUUGUGCAAAUACUCCAGGGUUCAUCUUAGUUAAAGCACAAUGGAACCUCUCUUUAUAGACAUCUCUAAUAUCAGCUAUUUCGACCAAGGCACUUGUCAAAAGUCUACCUGGUCUUGUUUUCAAACCAAAAAUAUUUAAAGCUUAGUGGAUAAAAAACCAUUUAGUCAAUCAUCGUACACAGCUUAUUUUUCCCUUGCUUGCUGUAAAAUUCAAUUUUCAUAAUCACUACGUUUUGUGUGUCUUGUUUUGUCAAAAAUCGCCUUUUUCCCUAUCUGUUAUGAUAGCAUAUAAAUUUUCUGGGACAGAAGUUGCAAUAAGAAACCUCCGAGUGAUUUUAUUGUGACAAUUAAAUGUGGUCUUAAGCGAAGCUGGUGACUGGAAACAUUGAAAUGAAGGUUUCAUUAUGACUUGAAUGUUCUUGUUUUACGUCCAGAAAUGACUUGAAAAAAGAAUGUAUUAAUCUUAUCGUGUUUGUAUCCUGCAAGCCAGUUCGCUGUGGAAAUAAAUCCUGAAAACUAAGAAAUAGCGGUUG